Molecule: messenger RNA, 3506 nt
Organism: Chelonoidis abingdonii (Abingdon island giant tortoise)
Lineage: Eukaryota; Metazoa; Chordata; Testudines; Testudinidae
Source: RefSeq, a predicted model, not a curated record
AACUCCAGUUAUUUGAUACUACUUGCUGGCUGCAGAGCGUGUGGAUUCAUCUUCCUUCUGGAGCCUGAAACAGGUCACCACUAGAAACCUUGCGUUCAGCCUGACCCUGCAGAGAACAUGGAAGGAGAGAGCAUCUAUGAGGUUGAUUCUGAAGAUGGGGUUGGAGCUGAUAUAAUUUCUACAGUUGAGUUCAAUCACACUGGAGAACUACUGGCUACUGGGGACAAGGGAGGUCGGGUUGUUAUAUUCCAAAGGGAACCUGAGAGUAAAAAUGAGCCUUACAAUCAGGGGGAGUACAAUGUUUACAGCACGUUCCAGAGCCAUGAGCCUGAAUUUGAUUAUUUGAAGAGUUUGGAGAUAGAGGAAAAAAUAAACAAGAUCAAGUGGCUACCACAGCAGAAUGCAGCCCACUCCCUUCUGUCAACAAAUGAUAAAACUAUCAAAUUGUGGAAAGUUACUGAACGAGAUAAGAGACCAGAAGGAUACAACUUAAAAGAUGAAGAAGGGAAACUUAAAGAUCUGUCUACCGUAACAUCACUACAGGUGCCUGUAUUGAAACCUAUGGAUUUGAUGGUAGAAGUCACCCCCAGGAGAAUCUUUGCUAAUGGUCACACCUAUCAUGUCAACUCAAUUUCUGUCAACAGCGACUGUGAGACAUACAUGUCAGCUGAUGAUCUCAGGAUUAACCUCUGGCACUUAGCAAUCACAGACCGGAGUUUCAAUAUUGUAGAUAUUAAGCCAGCCAACAUGGAAGACCUGACGGAAGUGAUUACUGCAUCCGAGUUUCAUCCCCACCAUUGCAAUCUCUUUGUCUACAGCAGCAGCAAAGGAUCCUUGAGACUCUGUGACAUGAGGGCAUCAGCCCUCUGUGACAAACAUUCCAAACUUUUUGAAGAACCGGAAGACCCCAGUAACAGAUCGUUUUUUUCAGAAAUUAUCUCUUCAGUGUCAGAUGUUAAAUUCAGUCACAGUGGCCGAUAUAUGCUAACAAGGGAUUACCUCACUGUCAAAGUUUGGGAUCUGAACAUGGAAACAAAGCCUAUAGAAACAUAUCAGGUCCAUGAUUACCUUAGGAGCAAGCUGUGUUCCCUUUAUGAAAAUGACUGCAUCUUUGACAAGUUUGAAUGUGCAUGGAAUGGAUCAGACAGUGUUAUUAUGACAGGUGCAUAUAACAACUUCUUUCGAAUGUUUGACCGAAACACCAAGCGGGAUGUUACCUUGGAGGCGUCCCGGGAGAGCAGUAAGCCACGAGCCAUUCUAAAACCCCGCCGAGUCUGCGUAGGGGGCAAGCGAAGGAAAGAUGACAUCAGUGUCGACAGUUUGGACUUUACGAAGAAGAUCUUGCACACAGCCUGGCACCCAACUGAGAACAUAAUUGCUAUUGCAGCGACAAACAAUCUGUACAUAUUUCAGGAUAAAGUGAACUCAGAAAUGCACUAGAUCGAUCAAUACCUUUCUGUAUUUAUAAACCAGCCUUUUGAGAGUUGUAGAAGGACAUGAUCUUCACAAAAGUGUGGUCAUUGUGGUGGAAUUUCUAGAUUCCCUCCCUCCACCCUCAGUCUGUAUCGUUGGUGGCAACCAACUGUUUUAAAUCACUGCAACUGUAUAAUUGUCUAAGUCAAAAAGCACUACUGUGAAUUCAGUACUGUGGUCUAUGUCUAUUUUUUAAACAAUCGGGUAUUCAUUUCAGGACUGAUCCUGUGAGGUGCUGAGUACCCUAAACUCCAGUUGACUCUUGAAGGGACAAUGCUUCACAGGACCAGCAUCCUGCUGUGCUGCAUUCUUCCACAGUCUGCAGUGUUUAUCACAUUAUUAGAGCGUUUCACACUGGUCCCUCGAUUUUUUUCAGGAAUGUCUUCUGGACUUUCAAAGUCAAGUAGACUUAUUUAUGAGUGCAGGAAUAGCUGUGUCCCCCAUACAUUGCUGCGCACAGAAGGAAGGCCCUAGACAGUUAGUAAUAUGGAAGCAAAAUAAAUUAUUCUGCUUAUUAACAAGUUGUCCCUAUUUCCCUUAUCACAUUACCUGUCCCUAGCAUUGAGCCCUCGUUAUGGAAUUCCACAAACACUUUUACAAUUUUUUACUUCUGCUACAAAUCUUGACUUUGUGUUUCAACUUUCUGAGUCAAAAAAUGAAGAGUGCUGUCGAUAAUCUCAGCUCCCUUAGUUUAAAAAGGCAGCUUGUUCUGCAGGUACAUUUCCAAUCAUACUGUAGAAUGUGACAAUACUAAUUUCAGUGGGUGCCAUUUGAAAACUCAGGAUUUGCCGCUCCAUGGUGACUAUUCAACACAUAUAAAGAUACACUUGUUAAUGCAUAUACAUAUGUGCUAUUACAAUUUUGAGUAACAAAACACUGAGGUAAGCCCUUUUGAAAAUCCCACACGUGAUGUUUACUGCAUCACACUUAUUACUUUAAACUUGGUAUUUGCAGAAUCCCAAGGAAAUACAGGCUUAACUACUAUGAAUGGUAACUCAAGAGUUUAGCAUCGGCUCAGUGAAUUUUAAAAUGACUGUAAAAUUACAAGAUGACUCCUGGGUGAAACAGAAAACUAAAAUUCUACUUAAAUUGGUUUAUACAGUUCUUGCUUCAAAUGAAAUUCAAUGUAAAUGGAAGAUAUUUCCAUUAAGAAGUGUAUAGAAAUGGUGUACCAUUUUGGAAAUGCUUUUUAAUCUAGGAAAUCUUUCUGCAUGACUAAUAAAAUCUGCUGAAAAAUUAUUACCCCCAAAUGAUUUCUUCUCAACUCAUGAGUAAAGGUGUGUAACUGAUGCAGAUGCCUUGGCUGAUCUGCUCUUGUUAAAAAAUCCCUCACUUAGAAAAGGUUCUUUAACAACCGUACCCCAUUCUUCACUGACUUUUUGGAAAAUGGAGAAUGAACUAAUAACUGAACGUGCAUGCUUUUAUAUUAUGAUUUUGGGGGGAAAAUCUACCACCAAGGUUUACAAAAAAAAAAAAAGAUGACAACUUUUUAUAUGAAGUCUUGACAUGACACAUGAACUAUGUAUGUUUAAAUUUUUUUAGAUUGAUACUGUAUAUUCCGUGUGUAGAAGCACAAACGCAUGUGCAUCAGUUUCCAGCCAUACUAUACACAUACAGUAUGAAAUAUGUAGGUUAAUUUUAAAGGGAAUGAGGAAUGUUUGUUUAUAAAAUACUGUAUACCCUAGAAGACAUGGGCAGUAUUAUAUGUACAUAUUUAUUCUAAUUAAAGUUAAUAAUCAAUUUUUUUCUUGUAAAAAGUUUUAAGAAUAUGGUAAAUUGUAUAGAAACCUUGUUAAUGCCAAACUAUUGCUUCAAGGGUGUCAUACACUUUGACUUUUGGCCGCCUCCAUUAACCUUUGUAGCCCCAAAAUGCUAACAGCUAAUACUGGCAUUUACUGCUACAAGUACUGUAAAACAAAUUUAGCUUCUAACAUCCUCAAGUUAGAGUCUACAUGUAACUUAUUAUAAAGCAGAUCUUAAUACAACAGUAAUACUAUUCUUAUUUCAAGUACCUUAUUCUGUUUCAGGUUUGG